Messenger RNA from Setaria italica (foxtail millet), 1503 nucleotides. RefSeq names its product G-type lectin S-receptor-like serine/threonine-protein kinase At1g11330. The record is from RefSeq and is a predicted model, not a curated record. Lineage: Eukaryota; Viridiplantae; Streptophyta; Magnoliopsida; Poales; Poaceae. The coding region runs from base 278 to 1249 and encodes 323 amino acids. The transcript has 6 exons. Gene Ontology annotation, biological process: protein phosphorylation. Gene Ontology annotation, molecular function: ATP binding; protein kinase activity.
UCCUCGCAACUGCUCAGACAUCACCUCGAAAAUCCUGUCAUCUCCCUCCAGGAGUUCCGUAGCAACACCGUGCUCACCUACGCUGAAAAGGGACCCAGAUUUUCCAUUGGGCGUCUUCGCCUACAGUCAAGUCAACGCGCUGCCCUCGUUCCAAUCCAGAUCCCAUCGGGUCUAUAAAUAAUCUUCAAAUCGAAGCAGCUCAACCUUCAUCCGGCCAGCAACCUAAGCUUGUACAUCUGAUUCUUGGAUCUCUUCUCUCAAGUGUUUUUCUUCAGGAAUGGCCCCUGACGCCAGCAGAGGCAGCAAGCCGAGUCUUCUGAGUACUUUGCCCAAUGAACUACCAGCAGAGUUUCUGAAGGAUAUCACAGAUGGGUUCUCUCUUGAGCGAAAACUCGGUCAAGGCGCAUUUGGAACCGUUUAUUUGGGAAUUCUGCAAGAUGGGCAACCGAUUGCUGUUAAGAAGCUUGCGGAUAAUUCACCGGUGGCGCCUGAGAAGCAGUUCCUGAAUGAAGUCAUCAAUCUUAUGGCCGUCCAGCAUGAGAAUAUAGUGAAAUUAUUCGGUUACUGCCAUGCUACUCUGAAGAAAGUGAUCGAGCACGGUGGGAGAUACAUUCUUGUAGACGUGGUUGAGCGCUUACUCUGCUACGAAUAUUGCCCAAAGGGAAACCUUGACAAGUGUAUUUUCGAUGCAUCUACUAGACCCGAUUGGAAGACAUGUUUCAAGAUAAUCAAGGGAAUCUGCCAGGGUUUACAUUUCCUACAUAAGGAAAUGGAUAGACCAAUUAUUCAUUUGGAUCUUCAGCCUGCCAACAUAUUGUUGGAUGAUAACAUGGUGCCAAAAAUCUCGGAUUUUGGCCUGUCGAGACUCUUUGGUGAAGAACAAACCCGAAUAAACACGAUAAAUGUUGUGGGAGCAAAAGGGUACAUGGCUCCAGAAUAUCUAUAUAGAGGUGAAAUUUCAACCCGGUCAGAUAUAUACAGCUUAGGUGUACUAAUCAUCGAGAUCACAACAGGCGAGAGGAAUUUUUCAAGCGAAAAAGACAUGUCUGCAAGGGACUUUAUAGAUAAGGUUCGUGCAAAGUGGACAGAUGAGCACAUUGCAUCCAAGUGUUCAUCAUUAGAUGCAGUUAGCCUCCAGGAAGUAAGAACAUGCAUUGAAAUUGGGCUAAAAUGUGUGGAUAUUGAUCAGAGGAAGAGACCUACUAUAGUUGAAAUUCUUGACAAGCUCAAUGGAAGGCAUGCUCCCUGAAUGGUGAAGUAGUGCAUACUAUUUAAGGGAAAAGUGUGUUGCAGAGUUGGUUCACCCAUAUGCAGUCAUGGACAUAAUAAUUGUAUCAGUUUCCAAUUUAUGUACUUUUGAACAAUGCGUUCCUCGGGUCAUGUCAUUUUUUCUGGGAGCUCCAUCUUGAUUUGGGUUACUGUAGUUUUUUUUUUGUCACGACAAUGUGUAAAAUUCAAAGUUUGUCAUAAAUAAUAUAUAGUCUUGUCUCCUUUCGUAGGUUU